Molecule: messenger RNA, 1266 nt
Organism: Mercenaria mercenaria
Lineage: Eukaryota; Metazoa; Mollusca; Bivalvia; Venerida; Veneridae
Product: universal stress protein in QAH/OAS sulfhydrylase 3'region-like
Exons: 5
Coding region: 469-951 (160 amino acids)
Source: RefSeq, a predicted model, not a curated record
AGACAGUAGCGAGUUUAUGCAGAGGAAAGUUUUUUUCUGAUACUCAUAUUUUGCUCUAGUACAAAUGUUAUGCUGUGAGAUGCGGACCUGAUUAUUUGUUCAAUGAAGUAAGGAAUACCGCAUUAUACAGGUUUUAUGGAUAUUGUUCAUCUCGUAAAGGAAGAAAGCACCAAAAAAGACGCUCUUCAAACAGGCACGGCUUAGCAAUGAGUAUAGAAACUUCACAUAUAGCGUGUAUAGAAUGUAUUUAGAAAGCUGCUUUCUAACUUGAACUGUUCUGGGAAUAACUGAAAGUGUCAUUCUAUCAUAACGUUCGAUCUAACUCGCAUGGAACAAACUUCUGAGACACAACUGUUGUUAUAUUACAAAUAGUGCCUAACACAAGAGAAUAUUUGUGUAGUAUAUCCAAUUGAAUGUGCAGCUGAACUACAUUUUGCGCGGUGGAACUGGCGGAGUAAUACAGCUACCAUGUCGCGCCACAGGACAGUUGUCAUUGCAAUAGACGAUAGUUUUCAUUCAGAAUUCGCGUUUGACUUUUACGUAGACAAUGUACAUAGACAAGGAGACCGGAUAGUUCUAGUUCAUGUCCCCGAAUACAGCAAUGUAUUGUCAACAUCGUCGUUGUUGACUGAUCCAAACAUUGUGUCUGAUCUUCUGAAAGAUAACGAGGAAAAAGUUCGUGAUCUUGUGGAGAAAUAUUCCAUGAAAAUGAAAGAAUGUCACUUAAGUGGUCACGUCAAGCAACAGUGCGGGAAACCAGGCGAAGCUAUUAUUGAAGCUGCAAAAGAAGAAGGCGCAUCAAUGUUGAUACUGGGAACCAGGGGAAUGGGUUUGAUUAGAAGAACAUUUACCGGAAGUGUCAGUGAUUAUUGCCUACAUCAUUCGGAUAUUCCAGUUCUUGUUUGUAGACACAAAUCGCAUAUUAAACAUACAUGUGAACACCAACCUUAACAGCUUUCAUUAACUUUGUAACGACCGCAGCGUGAAGACAGACUUAACAUGUUGCGCCUGGUGUACAUAUUGUCAUUCAGUCGUGUUUGUACACAAACUGGUACCAAACCAGACUACAAAGCGCAAAACUAUAUUAUUUGUAUGUGACGACACGCAAUUUGAAUUUUGUUUUACGAACUGAAUUAGAAAUACAGGGACACUGAGUCUCAUGUUUUGUGAUAAAGUUAUAACUAUGGUUUUACCGUUUGAGUUAUUUAUUUCAGUAUAUCUGUUUGAACAUGUUUUGUGGUAUUAAUAAACAUGUACUAAUCGUUA